Messenger RNA from Acaromyces ingoldii, 770 nucleotides. RefSeq lists its product as hypothetical. The transcript has 3 exons. The record is from RefSeq and is a predicted model, not a curated record. Bases 242 to 676 code for a protein of 144 amino acids. NCBI's taxonomy places the organism in Eukaryota, Fungi, Basidiomycota, Exobasidiomycetes, Exobasidiales, Cryptobasidiaceae.
GAAAGAGUGGCUGGCUGGCGGUGGGCCCUUGGCGGAACAGCGCGGCGCCCCCGUCAAGGGCGGUUGUGUGGCAUGGCUCAGCCCAGGAGUACUAGUAGUAGUAGUAGUGGAAAGUAAAAAAGUGCCCGAAGCACACCCAGGCUAGGCUAGGGUCCCAUAUCUCCAGUACGUCCCUCUCCCGCUUCUCGACCUGCUUCCACCUCCUCCCCUCCCCCCUCCUCCACUGAAACGUUGCGUUGCGAUGAGGUGCUCGCUCCUCCUCAUUGCCGUGGCCCUCUGCCUGCUCGCCUCGCUGGUCCAGGCCGAAGGCUGCUUCUACGACGACCAAGUCUGCUGCAAGUGCGCCCCCAAGAGCGGCAGCACCAAGUCCGUCUACUCGUGCGCCGACAACAGCACCUGCCCGCUUGGCUGCACCGAGGCUGACGACGACAAGUGUCAUGGCUCGCCGCAGAGCGAUUCGCUGAGCCGCAAGACGGACACGACAGCGUCGCACAAGAAGCACACGAAGCACAAGCACGGCGAGGAGAAGCCAGAUGCGCACAAGCACAAGGGCCAGUCGCAGCAGAAAAAGCCCGGCCAGGGCGAGCCGCCCGUGACGUCGCACCUCAACGGCGGCAAGGCCAAGAAACCUCUCGACGGCAAGGCCAAGGGACCCCUCGAUGGUCUCUUUCCUUGAAUUUGACCCAUCCUCACGCUUGCGUGCGCAAGAAUAGUAGCCAUCAGCUCACAAUCAAGGACAUUCAUCCACUUAAUACCAUGCAUUCUCCCUC